GGGAUGGGUGUGAGUGAGUAUACAUGUAUGUGUUCAUGUGGUGCGCCCUAGUGGGUGCGAGGGUCGAAUGUCAUCGAUGCAUCACACACACACGGACGGACGGACAUCGCGUGGAAGGCUCUGUCUGCUCACUCAUUCAAGACUUACUCGCGCAAGCAAGUAGAUAUUGACACACACGACGCACAGCGUCUGUGGCUACGGCCUCUCUGCAAAAUGUCCCUCUGCCUCGCAUCGCAUCGCACAACCAAACACACUCACUCACGGGCACACAUAUGCAUCUACACAGCUAAUUAUCGUGCCACCCACCGGUUUGUCAGCCCAGUCAUGCACCCAUCCCAUCCCAUCGACGUGCAUCGUCCGUCCUCUCCCACCACUAACUAGUUGACUCGAUCGACUAAUUGACAGCCACCCCCGCCCCCUUGCCCUCAACUAUCGUCAGGGCCUUGCGCGUCCCCCGCACACUAGCAGGCCCGCCACUGCCACCGCUUUCCUCCUCCCCUGCAUCGGACGGACCGAUCAGGCGCACAGUGGGGAUCUUGGAAUUAUCAUCGGCUGCCGCCCCUCCCCCUGCUGCUGUGGACGCUGACUCGGGCGCUGCUGGCCGGACGGGGGAGACGAUGGUGAUGGCGCGUGUGGGGCGGGCCGCACGCACCCCCUCGUAGGCGUCAGGGUUGGUCACCUGCACACGCAAUGAAGACCGACCGACCGGCAUCUAUCUGGUUUUGUGGUCGGUGUGUAGCCAGAUUACUUACCCGUGUGUCUGUGUCGGCGAUGGAGAUUUGGUGGUCGAGGUGCGGCAUGCCUGUUUCCUUGAUGGACUGGAGGUGGAAGGGCAGGUCUAGCGGCACGGGGAACUGGCCCUCCAAAUCCUCACCUGCCCGCACACACGUGUGUCCUCUUGCCGGUAUCUCUGUAGCGCCGGCCGCGUCCGUCCGUACCUUCGUAGGAGACGAGUGGUGAUAUCUCGCAUCGCAGCACUGGGUCGUCCGUCGCUAUCACUGCACACACAUCCAUUCAUCCUCAUUCAUCCGCUGGUCUGUCUGUCUGUCUGUCUGUCUGUGUCCAGUCAAUAGACGUACCCCCUUUGCGGAAGGACCCGCCCGCCUUGACUAUCCACCGCUGAUGCAGCUGCGGUGGUCAAUCAACACAUGUAUCCACCAUGACCGGAUUGCAAUCCACAGCGUCUCACCCACCUGUCCCAUCAGAAUCACGGCCGUGGUGGGCGAAUCGGCACCUGCGAUUCGCCAGACACCAAGACACUCACACAUGCAUCGCAUCGCAUCCACAAACACAUGCCAGCCAGGCUCACUCACCUGUUGCGUUUUUGACGGGUGCGAAUUCGUCCUGCCUUGACACCUCCAGGCCCACGACGUGGUGGGCGAACUCGAAGCAGUCGAAGAUGAACAGCUCCAGCUUGAUGCCGUUGGGCUCUGAGGGCUCCACCCGCUGACCCGUGGCCAGAUCGAUGUGCGGGAUCUUCUUCUUGGCGACGUGAUACCUGACCACACACACACAUACACGUACACAUACACAUACGCGACACGUGUAUGUGUGAUUGUGUCGCAUAUGUGUGAUUGAGGGAGGUAUGUCUGUUUGACAUGCAUGUCAUGAAGUCUUCUUUGACGAGUCGGUCGACGAACGACACCCUGAAGUAGUGGUUGGCGAUGUUGCCUGAACCAACGAACGAACGAACGAAGAGUGAGUGAGCGAACCGGACAUACCGCACCGCCAGGCGACCAGGCACACCAUGGCUGCCAUGGAUGCACUCGUUUCUGCCCUACCUGCCCCAUACAGCAGUGAUCCCGUCGGCAGCCGGGACCUCUGCCACACAGACAGACAGACAGACAGACAGAGAGACAGAGAGAUGGUGCUGACUUGACCUGACGCCGAUAUAUAUGGCGAGUGCUGUGCUGUGCUGUGCUGUGCUGGGGCGGUGGGGUGGGGGAGUGGCUCACUGACUCACUCACUGACUGACUGACCUUCAGUUCCACCGGCAGCUCAGAGUACUCGACCACACACGCCUUCUCCACUUCACCGCCCUCAUCCUGAAGAAUUUGCAUUGGUGAUGCCAAGGAAAGGAAAUGACACGCCACGUCACGCCACGUCACGUCACGUACACACAGCCACACAGAUGGCAAUGACGAGGUGUGGAUGGAUGGAUGGAUGGAUGGACACACAUGCGAUCGAUACGUACGUGUUUGCGUCUUGAGCAGAAGACGCCCACUUUCUCCUCAGGGCUCGUCUGAAAGAUACACACAUACACACACACACACACAUACAUUCGGGUGUUUGGUGUUUGGUUUGAAUGCAUCGGGCAGGUGUCCUAUCCGACCUUUUCGACGCAUUUGGUGCCGACGUCUGCGUCGGUGGCCUCGCAGUAGCCGACGAAGAGCGGGUCAGCCACCUUGCACAGCACAUUGUCGACGCUGAACACGUGCAUACUGACACACACACACACACACACAUGGCACAAACCACACAGGACAAGAGAAGAAUGGUUGGACGUGGGUGUAGUAAACGUGUGUGCGUGUGUGUCUGUGUGUGUGUGUGUGUGUGUGUGUCUGUGUGUGUGUGUGUGUUGAGCUGACCCCACUACGCCGCGGCGCUGCAUGUCGUCCAGCAUCCCUGCACACUCAUGAAGGCACAGACAGACCGAACGGACGAUGCCUUCAUGUCUAUUCCGUCCUUCUGGUUCUCUCACCGGUCGUUUCCAGCGCCUCGAAGAUGCCUCCGUUGCCAUUUGGGUUCUUGGCCAGCUGCAGUCACCAACCGCCCCACCCAGCACAUACACACGAAGGGGAACACACACACACACACACACAUACACACACACUCGCACCUUAUGUUUGUCCUCGAGCAGGAAUCUUCCGUCGAAGUCGAAGCACGGGAUGAGGCGCUGCGGGAAGAAAUGCACAUCAUCUGACGGCAGACCUGCACACACCAACCACGGCAGAUGGUUUAACACGGGAAAAGCUAAGCUAGCUUCGUUGUGAGUGCACUGACUGACUGACUGACUUACCGAAGAAGCUGUGUUGUUUGAAGAAGUCGACGGUGUCCUCGUGGUUGAUGGGGGAGGUCAUGAUGUACAGGGGCAGCGACACACGCUCGCCAGUGGGGAACUCACGACCAGCUGACACACACAUAUACACGCACAGAGACAAGACGCAAACAAAAACGAGCUAGCUACAAACACACACAUAUAUCACACAUAUGUGUGUGCGCCCGUCCCUACCAACCAAGGUGUUUGAGUCGUCUGGUGCGUUCGCAGAAGAGCUGAAAUAGCGACUUGGACGACAGAGGGGACGCGCAGAAGCAACCUACGUAGGUAGGUACAUCGACCAACACACCACAGGGAGGGAACUUAGGGACACCACACCCAACGCAUCCAGGAGCACCUACCUUUUGGCUUGUCGAGCCCCAGCCGCGUGCCCUGCCCGCCAGCCAUGAUCACCGCAGCAACUGCAGACCACAGCACACCAUCACCAACACAGCCAAUUGAUUGACACACUCGGGGGCGCGGCAUAUAUGCAUCUCAGCGAGGCCCUUCCCUCCCCUGCACCGCACCCUCUCCAUUUGCGAUGUGGUAGAGUCCCUUCCGAUGCCAUUCCAGUAGCCGCUUCUCCGGCACCUCUGACACCUUGGUCAAACUACACGACCUGGUUGAUCCAUUCAUGCAUUCAUCAAAUCAUUCAACUCACGUGUGUCAUGGAUGCGACGUGUGUGUGUGUGCGUGUGUGCGAGUGAGUUACUCACUUGAGGCCGGGUGUCUUUUUGGUUUCCCAGUUGAGUAUGGUGGGCGGCCGCAUCUCCCACCCCUGGUCCAUAUCCUCACGGCCGACAGCCUCGUCAAAUAUCUGCCGACAGACACCACCGAAGCGAAGCAGCACAAACAGGCCAACAGGGAGGGGCACAUCAGUCAUGUGCAGUCCAACUGCACUGCAGCAAGGUGAUUGUUUUCGCCUGGCUGACCGCCUCCAUCUCAUCGAUGUCGACGGCCUCUACAUCUUCUACCAACACCUGCAGCCGGCCCGUCCCACAACAAGUUUGAAAGGGGAAACAAGGCAGAUCAGCAGCUGGCGGUGCAGCCUGCUUGCUUCCUUCGAAGCGCUUUGGUCAUUUCUCACCCUUCGCUCCUCGGCGUCGAGCUCAUCGAAGAACUGAUAGAUGUGCUGCUGACUCCGGGCGGACAGAUCCUGUGGACAAUCACAGAAACACAAGCGAGAGAAGCACUAUUUCUUCGCCCGUUCUGCGUCCGUCCUUACCAGUUGGUGCUCUUGUCCGGAUCUUUGCGUGGCGCUCAUCUCGUUGGUGCAGCACAUGCUGGACCGCAGAAAUCUUGACAAACCUGAGCCACCCAUCGCCUCCUCCC
Molecule: messenger RNA, 4369 nt
Organism: Vitrella brassicaformis
Lineage: Eukaryota; Vitrellaceae
Source: the annotation of a GenBank genome assembly